AUGGAUUCGGUAAUUCAUCAUCUCAAUCCAAUCGGCGUUGCGACUGUUAGAGCUGACCGAGACGCCAUUUGGAUAGGACUCGAUUCAGAUACGGCCUUAAUCCCAGACGCCGCCAUAGUCUUCAGGAACCUACCUGACCCCGGAUGGAGCGUAGACGACUUCUCCGAAUCCGGCCAAAUCCUACCAAUCGACACCGUCAGAAACCCUGACUGGUACAGGAGUGACGAACAAUGGGCCCCCUGGACGCCAACCGCAUUCCUUCUGAACGAGCGCCCUUGGUACGAUCAGCUGGAGACGGCGGUCCCAGUCGAAGAGAGAUUGGAGGGUUGGUCCAUGGCAGAAGAACAACGUUUAGUUUGCAGCGGGGAUCUCAUCCGCACGCAAGCUUGCGUUCGCAGCAUCGUAGAGUUCGAUCAAUGCUUCCCCCCUCAGGCAAAAGCUCCCCUCCAAUAUCCAGCCGAGCGCCUAGCCAAAGUCUACAGCACCAGAAAGCUUGUGCAGAUCAACGCGGCGAAAGCAAAGCGUUCGAUUCUACAAGCCCUCGCGUUCAUGUCCUGGUGGACAGCAAUCAGAGCAGAUUGGGAGUCACAGCUCAACGACACGGCGGUGGAGAUUAUCAGCAAGCUCUUGGCAACGACUAAGGGGAAGCGGGGUGUCAUCUGCGACCUCGAGCGCGACUGGCCCGUCAUCAAUAUUCCCCUAUACUUGCAACACAAGAUCCCCUUCUUUUACCUUUGGGACUUCGACGUUAGAGCAGACCAACGCUUCAGCCGAUUAAACCCAGCUCUCAAUCUCACGUACUGGGCCGUUCGACAAGGUACAACUUUAGACCUCCACCGAGACCUCGAAGAGGACGACCUUAACAAGAUCGCAAGGGAAGCGGUCAAAUUGGAUCACUAUUUUCAGCAGGUCUUCACAUAUCGAGCCGCCGUCGACCCAUCUAUCCUGUCAUCUUAUCCGGCGUUCAUCAUCGACUUCGUAGGAUGGAAGCGCAGACCCAUCAAUCGAAGCGAGGAAUCAACGGAAUCUUUAGCAAAGCUUUAUUACUACGGCGUGUUCGACGACAACGAAGAAUACGAACACAAAGUUGUUGUCUUCUGGAGAUGGAGGAAGAGGGAACCCCGGGAUGAAUACCUGCGUUGCCAGUACAAGACGAGUUUACCAGGGGAGGAACCAGCAGGAAUACUCAGAGAACUAUACAAGUUCGGCUACGCACCAAAGCCUGGUGUCCAGUAUGACGACGACACGGGCCUUCGAGUCGUUAGAAACCGCUCACCUGGCUCCUCGCUCUCUCUCUUAGAACGGAUGGGAGGCGCGCUUAGCGGCGGUAGACCAUCUUUACAAGAUCGCUUAUCCGACGACACCCCACGAAGCGACACCCCGAAUACUCAGAGCGCCAUGUCGGACGAUGACCUCAUGACUGCUCGCAUCUUGGAGGUGCCAGACACCUUGUAUCACCCCCGGGCCAUCAACAGCCCAGCAGCAUGGAUCCGUCAUAACGAAAACCUAUUGACGAACGCUCGUCAGGGAACUGCGGAUCGGCGAGCAUCUCAAGGCAUUGGUUCGACGCCUUUCCGACGGUCGCAAUCGCCCACUCGUAUCUCGGACCCCAUCCACUCAUCUCACGAGCGACCCGAAAUCAUGUUCCAGAGAUUGCUAAGGGACGAAUCAGCGAAAAUAACCUACACAACGAGUACAUGGUUCGCUCCCCAUUUUGCAUGGAACCCGGAAUUUCUGGAAGCCGCGUACCUUUUCAUCCCAGACGAAGAAAGUGAAGCACGACUCCGUUAUUGGGCUAAUUGUUGGGAUUCCGUGGGCACAGUGAAAAGGCUCCUGACAAUUGCUAUCGAACACGGCAUACGAUUCCAUCUAUCCUUACCACCCGACUCAGUGAGACGAUUCCGCCCGAUCAUCGUUGACAACCUCGACCGAAGCUCAGCAUCAUUCAUCUACAAUGUGGGCUUUCAAGAGCCUCCACUCCUCCCAGCCGACAACGCAGCCACAUACUGUGCAACGUACCUCGCCCGGAUGAAUGACGUCCUACGCCGGCCUCAUGCGUGUGCCUUCAUUGCAGAAGGAGGUCAGCUGAGCUGGAUAGCACGACGCUGGUCAGGGACUCGGCUCGUCGAAGAAUUCAUGUCGGGGCCCUCUAUUCAAAUCACCGUCCACAACCGAGGCUUUUACGACUCCGCAUCCGAGGACGCUUCCUAUCUUUCACACGACAUCGUCUCAGAACAAGAAAAGGAUCUGCUGCUAGGCUAUUGCUCUGGCUCGAACGGCUGCUCGGGACGAUGGCUAUUCCCUCCAGCUGACAUGUUUAAUGGUAACUUCGAUCUGUGGACAGGUGAAUGGAAUGCGGCACUCGACCACAUCUACCGUCGAUUGGCCGACGACAUCGCAAGAGGGAAGGCUAAGCUCCGAACUCGAGAAAAGUGGAAGUGCUGGAUAAGGAACAAUGAACGGGGCCAACGGCGCCCAUCCUACUUGCCCUCAGCGACGGAUUUCCGGGAUGUAAUGGAAGGCAUUUCAAAAGCAGGAUUGAAGCCUACUUGGCACAAGGAACCGCUGGACAACAUCACUUUCCCUGAAAGACGAGUGGACUAA
Messenger RNA from Laccaria bicolor S238N-H82, 2604 nucleotides. RefSeq lists its product as uncharacterized. The record is from RefSeq and is a predicted model, not a curated record. Bases 1 to 2604 code for a protein of 867 amino acids. NCBI's taxonomy places the organism in Eukaryota, Fungi, Basidiomycota, Agaricomycetes, Agaricales, Hydnangiaceae. The transcript has a single exon.